Molecule: messenger RNA, 1101 nt
Organism: Lizanozyma spartinae
Lineage: Eukaryota; Fungi; Ascomycota; Pichiomycetes; Serinales; Debaryomycetaceae
Exons: 1
Coding region: 1-1101 (366 amino acids)
Source: RefSeq, a predicted model, not a curated record
AUGGUGAAAGAUUCAGAUAACCUUGUGGCUGAACUGAAGUCCGUCUUGAUCACGGUGGAAAGUGCAAGAGAAAUGUUACAAGCAGUAAAAGCUGCUAUAUUCGACGGGAAACCAAGCGAUGGCCCCACGCAAAGACUUGCUCGAAAGAAGUACAUUUUAGACACUUUGGCUGUAACUCGAUGGCAUAAGAAAGUGCUGAAACAUCAAAGAGACGUUACCGAACAGACUAUAAGCACGGAAAUAGGGUCGUACAACAAGACUCUUGGUAAAGCCGCUAGGUCCAAUCAACAAUUAGAAAUGCGUAAGGAAGAAUAUGAAACUUUAAAGGCAUCGGUGAGUAUACCGCUGUUUUUAUUGUCGCUGGAAACCGUUAGUGGUGGUAGGGGUAAUGAGAUUAUUAGCAAGUUAAGUAAAGAUGUUGAUAUACCAAUUGGUGGCCAUAGUGUUGGUGUUGACAUUGCCAAACUUUUUAGUAUAGAGAAAACAGCCACUGGACAUCAACGGAUAGAUUACGGAGCGUUUCAAGAAUUGGUCGAGUUGGAGUAUCGGUCUCGACUCCGCAAGCGGAUUAAGCUCGAGCUUCUUUCACUGAUGAUCUCGAGGAUUGAGAAUAACAACAAGAAGUGGAUGGGACGUGAACGCUCGUUGGCAGUGUUUAUGCGUCGGUUGAAGGAGAUGGCACGAGAAGUGGAGUCCAUCAAGACAAGUGAGAGUAGCGAUUUACACGAGUUUGAUUAUGAGGAGAAUAUGGAAGAAGAAGUUGAAGAAGACGACAUUGAAGACGACAUUGAGGAUGUAGCUGAGGUGGAUGAAGUUGAUGACCCUGAAGUGGACGACGUAGAACCUGAAGACGACACAGAAGAACCCAAGGCAGACGACAAUAUUGACGACAUAGAGUUACAACAUGAUGAGGCUGAUGAUGAUAAUGUCCAAAGUGAUGCAGAUGGCAACGGUGACGAAGAUGUACAAAGUGGCAGUGUGACCGAAGACUCUGAAUUAGAUGCCGGUGGAUCAAGAGCUGAAUCCGUAGAACCGGAGGAAGUGAAAAUCGAACCAUUACCAUUGAAUGACGACGACGACGACGACAUGGUCCUAGACUAA